Messenger RNA from Aspergillus melleus, 261 nucleotides. RefSeq names its product YqaE/Pmp3 family membrane protein. Bases 1 to 261 code for a protein of 86 amino acids. The transcript has 3 exons. The record is from RefSeq and is a predicted model, not a curated record. Gene Ontology annotation, cellular component: membrane. NCBI's taxonomy places the organism in Eukaryota, Fungi, Ascomycota, Eurotiomycetes, Eurotiales, Aspergillaceae.
AUGGCUUCCACCGCUUCGAUCCUUUGCAUGAUUCUUAUCACCUUAUUCGUUCCUCCACUUGGUGUGUUUCUCAUUGCAGGCUGUGGCAUGGACUUUUGGAUCAACGUCCUUCUGACAAUUCUCGGUUAUCUUCCGGGCCAUAUCCAUGCCUUCUAUCUGCUCUACGUCUACUACAGCCGUCGACGCGCGGUCAAUCCUGCGACAGAUGGCGACGCACCGGGCGUGUAUUCCGAUCGAAUCAAACGGACAAAGCAUUCUUAA